CAGACAUUGUACAAACUUUUGCAAAAUCCUGUGUGCACGUACCCCUGCGAGACGGAAAAUUCUAAAAAAUCACGUUAAGGAGACCACAGCGAUAUGUGGUCUAUCUGGUGAGGAAGAGGGAACUGUAGGGUUGAAUCGGGGCGCGACAGAGGUCGCCUACUCCCUGUUUCUCCCUCAACCACCACGCUGCCUCGUCUCCCCCGUUGCCUCCAUUGCUGCCAGUCUCCAAGUAACUGCAGCCUCGCUUCCUCUCGAAACUUUUCCUCUCAAAAUCAAGGUGGAAGCAAGUCCCCACCUAGAACGACCCGCACCCCACUGCUCCCAAAUAACCCCCACUGUCGACGAAAUAUUUCUAACAUGACAAGCUUGACCUGCUCAAUGCCGCCACCUCCUCCACCCCCACCCCGGAGACCAAAUGAAAACAAAGUUGAACAUGUGACAGAAAAAGUGGAAGAAGAUGAAGACAAGGAAAAAAAGGAAGGUGAAGACAAGGAAAAGAAGGAAAGUGAAGUCAAGGAAAAGAAGGAAAGUGAAGUCAAGGAAAAGAAGGAAGAACCAGACCGUAGUCAAAGAGGCAGGGACGGUCCAGUAGAGAGGAUCAGCGUUGGUGAUUCUCCACCACGGCAAAUCCGUCCUCGAGGAAGGGCACGCGGGUCGGUUCCAGGGGGAUUUGGGCGACGUCAGCCCUACCCCCUUCGUGAUGGCCGAAGUGUACGGCCGUACAGGGCACCCACCCCCAUCCAACCCAACCAGGCUGUGAACCCUGGCGCUCCCAUCCCAGCGAAUAAUCUCCGGCGGAAUGUUUAUGCAUAUCGACAUUGUUUUGCCUGCGGGGCAAUGGCCCACCCACGGGCCCCUUCAUGCAGCCAAUGUCGAGUCCGCUUCGCCGAUCGACGAUGCGGUCUUUGCUUCGCGCCUGUAGGAGCUGACAUGGAGAUCACGGGGCACAUCUGCUUUUUGUGUGGAAGCGUGUACGAGAUCGUGGGGGUCUACUCUUCAGUAUAAGUUUUUUGGACAAUUAAAAAUAUGAAAAUAAACU
Messenger RNA from Folsomia candida, 1039 nucleotides. Its product is annotated as protein Shroom4-like. The record is from RefSeq and is a predicted model, not a curated record. The transcript is spliced from 5 exons. Lineage: Eukaryota; Metazoa; Arthropoda; Collembola; Entomobryomorpha; Isotomidae. The coding region runs from base 358 to 1005 and encodes 215 amino acids.